GGGCGGCCUGCUGUGCAGACCCCGGGGCGGAGGGAGGGGCCGGGGCGCUCUGCACAUGCUCAGAGGCGUGCCGGCCCGUCCAGUUCCGUCCCGUCCAGCUGCGCCGCCGCUGGAGCGGAGCCUCGGCGCGCUCCCGUUCCGGAGAGAAGCUCCGCCCCGGCACAGCCGCGGCUUUGCGCGACCGGAGAGCGUCGUCGCCGGGCCCUGCCGAGGCGCCAGGGAGAGGGGCACCAGCCCGUCCUCGUCCGUUCUGGGCCAAGCGCUCCCCGUGACUGCAGCGGCCCUGAAGGAUGGGCACCAGGCCUCCUCUUGGUGACCCCUCGGGAAGAGGAUUCCUCGGAAAGCCCCCCAAGCAAAUGAAGCCCCACAUCACAUACCAGCAGCUGAAGACGCUGCACUCGCCUGCCGAGCCGCCACUGGCCGAGGAGCCGAGCCCGGCCACGGCCACAGCCAAGGACCUCCGCGGCGUCGCGGCGGCAGUCGCCCUGUGCACGGCCCCGGUGGCCGCCCUGCUGUGCCUCGCGCUCGUCCUGCCCUCUCGCGGUGCAGCUUCCGGAGGGACGGCGGCAGAGGCAGCCGCUCCACGCCCGGACGGCCCGUGCCGGGACCCGUGCAGGAUCGUCCUGGUGGAGAGCAUCCCGGAGGGGGUGACGUAUGGCGACAACGGGACCCUCAGCCCCUCCACCUUCGAGGCCUGGCUGAAGCUUCUGAGGGACGCGAGAAGCACCGUGGACAUUGCCUCGUUCUACUGGACCCUGAGAAACGAGGACACCCACACCCAAGACCCCUCGGCCGGCCAGGGGGAAGACGUCCUGGCUGAGCUGCUGAAGGUGGCCGGCCGAGGGAUCGCCCUGCGGAUCGCUGUCAACCCCCCCUCUUCCCACCAGCCCAGUGGCGACCUCCAGGUGCUGGAGGAGAGCGGAGCGCAGAUCCGCAAGGUCAACCUGCCUCGGCUCACCUCAGGGGUGCUGCACACCAAGUUCUGGAUCGUGGACCAGGCCCACGUCUACCUUGGGAGCGCCAACAUGGACUGGCGGGCCCUGACGCAGAGAGACGCCCCUGGAGCUGAGGCUGAACGGCACCGAGGCCGGCGCGUACUUCUCGAGCGCCCCCGCAGCCCUGUGCGCCGCCGGGCGGACGGAGGACCUGCAGGCCCUGCUGGGCGUCAUCGAUGCGGCCCAGCGCUCCGUCUGCGUCGCCGUGAUGAGCUACUUGCCCACCAUGGAGUUCUCGCACCCCAAGAGGUUCUGGCCGGUGAUCGACGACCACCUGCGCAGAGCGGUCUACGAGCGGGGUGUCCGCGUCCGGCUGCUGGUCGGCUGCUGGAAGCACUCCAAGGCCUGCAUGUUCCCGUUCCUGCGUUCCCUGGCCGCCAUGCAGGACAACCGCACCCGCUACAGUGUGGAAGUGCGGCUCUUUGUGGUCCCGGCAAACGAGACGCAGGCCAAGAUCCCCUACGCCAGGGUCAACCACAACAAGUACAUGGUGACAGACGAGGUGGCCUACAUUGGGACUUCCAACUGGUCUGGGGACUACUUCCUCCACACGGCCGGGUCUGCCCUGGUUGUGAACCAGAGCGGUGUGGCUGCGGGGGACCAGGCCACGGUCCGGCGGCAGCUGCAGGCCAUCUUCGACCGGGACUGGGACUCGAGAUACAGCCAGCCACUGCGCUCCCUGGACUGGAGCGAGGACCCCUGCGGGACCCAUUAAGCGAUCCCCUCCUCCCAUCCCGCACGGAACGGACCGCGGAGGUGCUGCUGUCGUGGUGGUUGGUGGGGGCCGCAGAUUUCGCAGGGUCUCCGGCCAACGGGGGCCCUUCAUGGAGCGAGCCGGGUGGCUUCCCAGGCUGACGCUUUGGCCUGUGAGAGGAGAACUUUUCUCAGCGAACUUUUGGAGAGGAAUGGAAGCACAAAAGCAGGGAACUCAUCUUCUGACUUGGGGUGGGGGGGGCAAUAGACUGCUGCCCAGCUGGCCUAUGCAAGGCGUGGGGAAUGCUGCGGAGAGACGCCCGGCACACGCCGGGUCAAACACGACACCACCAUGGAGGGGCAGAGUGCGCUCUGUUGUGCUGAGGGGGGAGGGCACCGGGGGCUGCUCCAGAUGUUGUUGGACUACAGCUCCCAUCAGCCCUAGCUAGUAGAGCCUGUGAUGAAAUUGGAAGUUCAAGCCAAGCAACGUCUGCAGAGCUGCAGGUUUCCUGCCCUGGUUUAGGUGUUAGAAAAAGGUUGUAAGGCAAAGCGCGAGACAAACUUAGCUGCCCAAAGAAUUGCAGGCGAGGGAUCCUGUUCCUGACUCCGUUUCCUGACUUUUUAACAAAAGUGCCAGGCUGCGUGUUGGUGGAGGGCUGGCGAAAUACGGAAUUUGGCACUGCUGGGGAGACGGAGGCAGCGCAGGAUGUGGGACGCGUCUCCCGGAUCUCGUGGGGGCUUCCUUCUGAAUGCGCCUCAGCGGAUGGUGCUGCAAGAGGGUCCCCCGAAAGCCGCACCAGAUGCAGCAGCAAACCCCCACAGAGGAUCUCACGGUGCCUUAAAGACUCAUCCAGUGGGUGCAGAAGCCACUUUGAUGCAGGGGAGAUUUCGGCUGGAAAGGAAGGCUGAUGCUUCCCCGCCUGCCCACGGCCCGUUCCCUGUGCCCUUGCGGUGAGCAGCCGGCCGGCGGAGGUCCUGAGAAGCGGGCGAAGCGGGCGGCGCAUCGG
Messenger RNA from Varanus komodoensis (Komodo dragon), 2695 nucleotides. It is a transcript of the gene PLD3, whose product is annotated as phospholipase D family member 3. The record is from RefSeq and is a predicted model, not a curated record. Gene Ontology annotation, molecular function: catalytic activity. Lineage: Eukaryota; Metazoa; Chordata; Lepidosauria; Squamata; Varanidae. The transcript has 12 exons. Bases 291 to 1850 code for a protein of 519 amino acids.